Messenger RNA from Pocillopora verrucosa, 1902 nucleotides. Lineage: Eukaryota; Metazoa; Cnidaria; Anthozoa; Scleractinia; Pocilloporidae. The record is from RefSeq and is a predicted model, not a curated record.
GUAAAUGGCGUUCUAUAUGAAUAAGUGAUCAGCUCUCAACAAUUUGACGCAUUUAGUGGUGGUCAACUUCACGAGUAUUACGAGACCAUCGAGAGAAAGAAAUAGUUUUAUCCACCAUGGCAGAUAAUCUUCUUCCCCAAGGAGAUGACGUAGCUCAGCAAUCACAUAAUAGCUUUGGACCACUUUCCGAGCUUCGUGGAAAUAUUGCUACGAUCACAUCAGCUAUCGUGGUUGUGGUUAGUGGCACGAUGCUUUUGUUCGCAGCGAAGGAUAAAAAAAAGAGAGAAGGGAUUGAUUUCCUGGUGUUUACAACAGCCUUGCUUAUCUUGGGUGUCGUUCUCGGAGAAAUAGUACGAAGGUUGUGCCUUGUGUCCGAAGAGAUUAAACACAAGCACGAGAGAUAUCGAGGAAACUGGAAGGAUAUUUGCAAGAGGACUUUAACUUUCAAUAAUUCCGGUAGUAUUUUAGUCGUUGCCAUCGCUCUGUUCCUUGUUGGCAGUCGACAGCUCUCUCCCGUAGAGACAUCGGAUUUGAACGAAAAAGAAAACAAGAAUGUGGCUGAUGGGCUGGCUUGGAGCUACUACUUUGGGUAUCUCAAGCUGGUGCUGCCAAGAUUGGGAUAUCGUAUUUCCGAAUCGGACACAUUUCGUCAUAAGAUUACAGACGAAAAGCUUUUCAUUUUACUUCCAAAAACGUGCUAUGCAUUUGAAGAAAUAUCCAAAGCAGAUGACAGGGUAAAAUGGGCCGGCAAACUUCCCGCGAGUAAAAUUAACAGGGCUGGAAUUUUGGAGAGAAGUUACCAGCAUGCGGUACACCACAUAGAGAUGCCCCGCCCAGAUGGAACAGUGGAAGAGUACCACUUUGUCUUGGAGUACGCUACGCCUCUUAUGUCCCUGUGCGAAAUGUCUGGUCAUGCAAAGGCCCCUUUGACUGGUCCAGAGCGGGAUCAACAGGUGGUGUUAUUCAUCCAUAAGCUGAGGGAAAUUUUGGAUGACGCUGAGGAAUGCAGAGGAAAGUAUGAAUUGGUUCCAAUUUCAGGAAAUGACACAAACAAGAUUGCGGAUGUCCUUGUGGGAAUGCACAGUGCAACCAACAUAGAUUAAGAAGGGGAGACCGAUGAGCAAACUAGGCAAUAGAGCAGAUAUGUGCCUGCUGCUCCACAGCAACAGUAUGGACAACAAAGGAACUCUUGUUAUACAUUGCACAUGUAUAGAGCUGUGUUUCUGAGUGUUAAGAAACACAGUGUCAGACCCUGAGAGGCCAAAAAUUGAUUAUUUGUACUCUUAAGCUAGAAAGCAAGCAUCCUAAUGUAACUUAAUAUGUGCUCCAGUCCUUUCCUGGGCUUGAUAGCUCAAGGCUUUGAGUUGUUUUGAAUUCUUUAACCUCUGACAUCUUGCAGAUUUAUGUUGAUUGUGUUUUGAAAACAUUCAAAGGAACAGCCUUUAAUUUGUGUAUGUAGAGAAGUUUAUAGCUUAAUUUAAUUUACUCUUCCCAGUGUUGCCUAGCAGAUGACACAGUUUGUAGUGAGCCCUUUAUAGGAUAGUAAAGUAAACAUGAUUAGAGGUUUAUAAAACAUGCUGAAUAGUUUAGUUUUUCUCAUUUUUCAUUUGUCUUGCUUUGUUCUGUGAAAUACUUGAACUGAUGAUUGUUGUGCUCUUAUUCUGUAAACAUAUUAAUUAUCCCUUUACAUCUUUAUAUCAGUAUGCAUAUUCUUCAUACUGUUGUUAAUUAAACUUUUCCUUUGGUACUGACAAGGAGAAUCUUUGUUUCAAUCACAGCUUUUUAGUUUGGCAAUCAUUUCCUUUACUUCCAUGGUCUUUCUAAUAAAUAUAUCAGUGGUACUACUCUAAGGAGAAAUUAGAUACUUGUCACUCUAGGAUCUAACAGGUUAAAAAAAUAAAA